AUGUCUCGAUCACAAGGCAACUCGACCGAUCAGAUGGGUGAUGUUGACCGUGAGUUGGCCGAGACGGAAGCCCGCAACCUGAUGCCGCCGCCUCCUGUGCCUCCUCUUCCUACUCAUCCCCCUCUCCCUAUUCCUCCGUGGCGCACCGUUUCUCCCCCGGUUCGACUGCCUGGUCCGGAUGAGCUGGCGUCGCCAUUCGCCAAUCCGGUCUGGUAUCCAGAACCACCUCUUCCUGCGUGGCACUCCGAUCAGGUCCCUACGACCACUCAUCGUGGACUUCCACGGCAUCCGAGCAGCUCACCACCCGAGCCUCGCUCUCCUCGCACGUAUGGGGAUUUCAUCCCUGCCUUCCAGGUUGGGGCCUCGCCUCCCGAGCUGCCACUGGAGCCACUGCCGCAAACCGGUGCUACCGCUCCUAAUACUUCCUCGCGCAAUCCAGCUGUCCUUGCGCGAAAUGAAUUAACCACUUUCUUUGGAGUUGAGCCUGCCGGGCCGCCCGACCCUCGCGAACCCAGCACUAGCGUGAUGCUUGAUUCUUUGACCCCCAUCGAUCCGCAGCUGAUGCCGGCGAUUCCGACGAUGGGCGACAUGUCCUACAGUCCAAGCAGUGCGCCCAACUCGUCCACCACAGUGCCUGGUUCACGUGCUAGACCUACCAUUGGUCCCGGAAUACAGUUUCGAGGAGGGACAAUGGGUGGCAUGCCAUAUACUCCAAGCAAUGUGCACUCCCAGUAUACGACAGCGUCCACUUCAUAUGCUGCUCCUAUCAAUGGGCCGGCAACACAGCUUCAAGGAGUGUUAAUAGGUGACAUGCCCUACACCCCAAGCAGUCUGCCCAAUCCGUACACGAUGGUGCCUGCUUCAUAUACUGCUCCUAUGACUGUUCCCAGGCCGCAGCAUCAAGGAGUGCUUACUGAAGCAACCACUCCUCAAAUGCCUGCCCAGCAUGUGCAGAAUUCGCCCCGGUAUCUGACUGCUCCCCGGAGACCACCCCCGUCUUUGAAUACUACCCAGGGAAUGCACCCAAUGCCGGUCGAGAGGGAAUACGCACUCCAGUCAUGGCUCGUACGCCAGCAGCUGCUCGCGGGCAUCCCGAUUGAUCAGCUCGAACCAAUGCAAGGUCCGCGGUCCCGACAACAACAGGUGUCGCCCUCAGGCAUUCAUACCCGGUACCGGACCCCGGCGCUUCUCAUGAUCACUGAAGAUGGAAUCCGGAUUCCACGCCUUCCACUUGCUCAAUUCCAAGGCACACUUCAACCGCUGCCUAAUCUACCGGGCCCCCCGGCAAUCAGAUCGCAGCAGACCCCUCUCUGCCACCGGCCGUGCAUACUGGAAAUGGGGACGUAG
Messenger RNA from Penicillium riverlandense, 1347 nucleotides. RefSeq lists its product as uncharacterized. The transcript has a single exon. The record is from RefSeq and is a predicted model, not a curated record. NCBI's taxonomy places the organism in Eukaryota, Fungi, Ascomycota, Eurotiomycetes, Eurotiales, Aspergillaceae. Bases 1 to 1347 code for a protein of 448 amino acids.